This is a messenger RNA of Coregonus clupeaformis (lake whitefish), 3917 nucleotides long. Its product is annotated as cohesin subunit SA-2. Gene Ontology annotation, molecular function: chromatin binding. Bases 260 to 3829 code for a protein of 1189 amino acids. NCBI's taxonomy places the organism in Eukaryota, Metazoa, Chordata, Actinopteri, Salmoniformes, Salmonidae. The transcript has 32 exons. The record is from RefSeq and is a predicted model, not a curated record. Gene Ontology annotation, biological process: sister chromatid cohesion. Gene Ontology annotation, cellular component: chromatin; nucleus; cohesin complex.
UUACAAUCUGCUUUAACCUAACUGCACUGCUAACUUCAUGCCACAAGGUCAUAAACCCCGCCUAUUUCUACAAUGUAUCUUUUUACAAUCUGCUUUAACCUAACUGCCCUGCUAACUUCAUGCCUAAUCCUAACCAAAAAGCGAUUUUGACUUUGUGGCUGUGCAACUCUGAAACCACUGGACACAUCUAUACUCAUAGCUCCACACUGAAACACACACCACCUCCCCCAGCUCCUGUGGGCAGAUGAUGUGAAGAGAGAUGAUAGCAGAACCUACAGUCACCUCCAGGUCCUCAGUACAGAAUGAGAACUUGGCUGUGGACGCAAACUCCUCUGAAGCUGUCAAUCACACAGUGGGCGGAGCCCGGAAUGAGAACAGACAGAAGAGUUUGAGAGGGAAGAGGAGGGCACGGGAGGGCUCUGAGAAUGCCAAGCGCAGACACACCAAGGUGACCAAUGGCAGUCUGGGUCGGGCACAGAACGGACACCUCAAACACGGGGACGUUGAGGCCGUCACACUGUUCGAGGUGGUCACCAUGGGCAGGAGUGCCAUGCAGGCUGUAGUUGAUGAUUGGAUUGAGGCGUACAUCACAGACAGAGACUCUGCCCUCCUGGACCUCAUCAGCUUCUUCAUCCAGUGCUCUGGUUGCAAAGGUUUGGUGACAGCUGAGAUGUUCCAAAGCAGACAGGAUGAUGUCAUGAGCAAGAUGGUGGAGGAAUUGGAUGAGGGUUCGGGGCUGCAGUAUAAGAAAUUCCUGGCCUUUCCCUGGAUCCUCACAGUCACGUGGCCCAUGGACAUGGACAGUGGGGAAUAUCCUCUCACCAUGUCUGGUCCAUACUGGCGGCGGUUCCGUGGUGAGUUCUGUGAGUUUGUGUCGGUGUUGGUAACCCAGUGUCAAUACAAUGUGAUCUUUGACAGCUACCUCAUGGACACACUCAUCUCUCUGCUCACCGAGCUGUCCGACUCCCGCGUACGAGCCUUCAGACACACCUGCACAUUGGCAGCGAUGAAGUUGCUAAGCUCUCUGAUUGGAGUAGCCCUUAGUCUGAGUGUGAGUGUUGAGAACAGCCAGAGACUGGGCGAGGUGGAGAGAACCAAGACAUCAGGAAGACGCAACUCACCAAGACUGGAGAGAAUACACAGAAAGACCACAGAGCUGCAGGAUAGAAGGGUGGAGAUAGAAAACAUGAUGGAUGCCAUAUUCAAAGGAGUCUUCCUGAAGAGAUACCGGGAUGUGCUCCCAGAGAUCCGGUCCAUGUGUAUGGAGGAGCUGGCUGUAUGGAUGAAACUUUACAGUCCAGUGUUUCUGACCGACAGCUACCUCAAAUACAUGGGCUGGAUGAUGCAUGACAAGCUGCCUGACGUGCGUCUGAAGUGUGUGUUGGGGCUACAGGGUCUGUACGGAGACCCGCUCCUCCUGCCCAAACUAGACCUCUUCAACAGCCGCUUCAAGGACAGGAUGAUCUCUAUGACUCUGGAUAAGGACCACGAGGUGGCAGUACAGACCCUGAGACUACUCACACUCAUCUCCCAGUCAGCUGAUGAUGUUAUUAAUCCUGAGGACUAUAAGCAGCUGUUCCAGUUGGUGUACUCCUCACAUCGCCCCCUGGCUGCCACCGCAGGAGAGCUGCUCUACACAAGGCUGCUCAGCUCCCAAACUCAGACACCUGACCUCAGAGAGGGGGUGAGUGAGCAGGACACACACACACAGCUGACGACAGCCAGAGUGAGGGCUCUGCUGCACUUCUACCAGGACAGUGAGCUCCAUCAGCAUGUAGUAUACCUGGUGGACAGUCUGUGGGACUGUGCUGGUGCCAUGCUGAAAGACUGGUCGUCUCUUACCUCUUUACUGCUACAGGACCCCUCCGCUCAGGAUGAAGGUCUGAGUGCUGGAGAGCAGUCUCUGGUUGUAGAGGUAUUGGUGGCAUCAGUACGUCAGGCAGUAGAGGGACCCCUGCUGGCCGGAAGGAGCACAUGCAAGAAGGUGGUAAGUGCCAGAGAAAAAAAGGCUCAGGUAGAUGACUGUGGCAGGCUCACUGAAUACUUCCUCAAGGUACUGCCACAGUUACUGAUUAAGUAUUCAGGGAGCCCUGAAACUGUGGCAUCCCUUUUGAAGAUACCUCAGUACUUUCACCCAGACUCACCUAAUGCAGAAACCCCACAGGCGUUGUCGUGCCUGCUGGCUGAGAUGGGAGCUGUUGUGGAGCGCCACACUGACCCUGCGGUGCUGGAGGCGGCUGCCCGCUCAUACCUCAGCCUGUGUGGGGAGGAAACAGCCUGGCACCCCCUGGCACGACCAGUCAGGGACACAGUGGUCCAAUGCUGGGCAGACAGACUGGCAACACUGCUGGGAGACGCACUGCAGGAUGGCAACUUCACUGCUGAUGAGGAAAAAACAGGAGAGAUUCUAUCCACGCUGAAGAAACUCACUGCAUUCCACAAUGCCCAGGACCUGUCUCGUUGGGGACUGUUUGAGCAGGUCUCUCCUCUUCUCUCAGUAGAGAUCAUGCAUGGUGGAUUACCUACACAGCUGACAGUGGAGGCCCUGCAGUGUGUAUGUUACUCUGUCCUCUGGAACCUCAACACCAGCAGAGAAACCCUGACCUCACGGGAAAAGGCUGUAGCCCAGAGGAGUCAGAUGAGAGCAUUGUGUGAGAAGUGUCUACGUUGCCUGUCCCACAACGAUCAGAGUGUGAAGGAGCAGGCAUUCCUGUCUCUGUGUGAUGUCCUGACGGCCCACAACUACCAGUUGCAGGUGUGGGAUCCCUCGUCUUACGGACCCCUGCUCUACACUCCCGACCCAAAACUUCAGAGGGCGCUGCUCGCCUUCAUUCUGGAGCACGUCUUCACUGGAGCAGAAUACGACAGCCACAGCAGGAGUGGUGAUGUAGAGUCUGGUGAGGGGAGGUUGGAGGAGCUCCACAGACGUAGGAGCUUAUUGGCAGGCUACUGUAAACUCAUAGUACACGGACUGCUGGAGAUGAGUAUGGCUGCUGAGCUCUUCAAGUAUUACAUGAAGUAUUAUAACAACUUUGGUGACAUAAUUAAGGAGACUCUGAGCAGAACGCGGCAAAUGGAUAAGAUAGAGAGUGCUCGCACGUUGGUGCUCUGUCUGCAACAGUUGUUCCUGCGUCUGAAGCAGGAGCAGGACAGUGGAGUCACAUGUAGCUCAGGUGUCCAAACAUUCAGCAGCAUCAAGGAGCUGGCCAGACGUUUCUCUCUCACAUUCGGCUGGGACCAGACCAAGUCCAGAGAGUCCCUUGCUAUGAUCCAUAGGGAUGGUAUAGAGUUUGUUUUUCAGGGCUUUGUCCAGAGAGCAGAGAAGCCCUCACCUCCCUACCUCUCCUACCUCACCAUCCUCAGCGAGUUCUCCAGCAAGCUCCUCAGACCAGACAAGAAGAUUGUUUACUCCUACCUACAGAGGUACGUAAGUGAACAGACCAUCAGUAACAGAGAAGAGUGUUGGCUGCCACUCAUCUAUUACCGAGCCUCCUUAUUGGCUACUGGGGCUGAGGGGGAGGAUGCUGUGUCCUUCAUCAGCUCUGAUACGCUAAAGCAGCCGUCUCCAGCCAAUCGCUCACGCUCUCCCUCUGUCAGACACAGCCCUACUGCUGACGGAGACAUGAGGUCCCCGUCUGCUCUCACCUCUACUGACACCAAAGUAAGGAGGCCCCAUAAAGCCAGCAGCAGCACAAGCCCAGAGGACAGGAAGCCAGAGGUUGAGCUUGGUCUCAUCGUCAGGGAACCCCCGCCGACCAUAGUGAUAUCAGAGGAGCCGUCCCACGCUAAUGAGGAAUUGGAUGUGGACACCGUGGAGGUUGCCCUGUGAACUGGAAGAUGGAUCAAAUAAAAUAAUAUUUGUCACAUGCUUCGUAGACUAACAGUGAAAUGCUUACUGGCCCUUCCCAUCAAUUCAG